GGUGGUGGCGAGGACCGGGCAGGGCUGAGGCCAGCUGGAGCCAGGUUCAGAAACCCUGACUUGAGCAGGGCUGGGGUCCCUCUGCAGGAUGUAUGGUCACAUCCAGCUGGCCAGCAAGCUCUCUUCCGGCUGUGACUACGCCCUGUUCAAGGAUGGCAUUGAGCCCAUGUGGGAAGACAGCAAGAACAAGAGGGGUGGCCGCUGGCUCAUCAGCCUGGCCAAGCAGCAGCGCCAUAGUGAGCUGGACCGACUGUGGCUGGAGACGCUGCUGUGUUUGAUCGGGGAGAGCUUUGCGGAGCACAGCAGAGAGGUGUGCGGGGCCGUGCUCAACGUCCGCACCAAGGGAGACAAGAUCGCCGUGUGGACCAGGGAGGCCGAGAACCAGGCAGGCGUGCUGCACAUCGGGCGGAUAUACAAAGAGCGCCUGGGCCUCUCCACCAAGACCAUCAUCGGCUACCAGGCCCACGCUGACACAGCCACCAAGAGCAACUCCCUAGCCAAGAACAAGUUUGUGGUGUGAGGACACCGGAGCCUCUGACUGCCAUGGUGGGGGUGGGAGGCAGGGGGCUCGAGCCUUACCCAUCCCGGAGUGAA
Molecule: messenger RNA, 594 nt
Organism: Oryctolagus cuniculus (rabbit)
Lineage: Eukaryota; Metazoa; Chordata; Mammalia; Lagomorpha; Leporidae
Gene: EIF4E1B
Product: eukaryotic translation initiation factor 4E family member 1B
Biological process (GO): translational initiation
Cellular component (GO): eukaryotic translation initiation factor 4F complex; cytoplasm
Molecular function (GO): translation initiation factor activity; RNA 7-methylguanosine cap binding
Source: RefSeq, a predicted model, not a curated record